This is a messenger RNA of Racocetra persica, 410 nucleotides long. The record is from the annotation of a GenBank genome assembly. Lineage: Eukaryota; Fungi; Glomeromycota; Glomeromycetes; Diversisporales; Gigasporaceae.
ACCUAGAUGAAUUAGAUUUUCAAAGAUCGAUACAUAAUGCAUCUUUAAUUGGUAAUAUUUCACAAGUAAAGUCAAUUAUUUCAAAGAAAGGUAGCGCAAUUACGAAUCAAAUUGAUGCUACUGGAUAUACUCCUUUGCAUUAUUCAGCUCGAAGUGGUAAUCUAGAAAUAUGUCGUCUUUUACUGGAACAUGGUGCAAAUGUAAACGCCGUAACUCCAGAACUUUCGUCAACUCCACUCCACCGUGCUGCUAUAAUCAAUAAUUCGGAAAUGGUUAAUCUUUUAUUAUCAUAUGGUGCUAAUCCCAAGCUAAAAGAUUCUGAUGGACAUACUCCAUUAGAUAAGGCUCGUAAAAAUGGAUCCGAAGACGUUGUUUUAAUUUUGAAAAAGUUUAGUGAAUCAGAAGAUUAG